Messenger RNA from Heterobilharzia americana, 2241 nucleotides. NCBI's taxonomy places the organism in Eukaryota, Metazoa, Platyhelminthes, Trematoda, Strigeidida, Schistosomatidae. The record is from the annotation of a GenBank genome assembly.
AUACUAGUUCAACUGGUUGAAAUAUGCUUCUGUAUAUACACAAGUAAAAGGUGAAUGAUGAAGAGAUAUGUUUUGUCGAUUUGAUGGUAUAAAGAUAUGUUGGAAACACAUUUACAUAGUAUAGUAAGUGGAAUAACAAUAAUGACAUACAUCAUCACUAAUCAGGUAUGUCAAUGUGUGCACAUCUACACAUUUAGGUCACACUCUUAUUAUUCAGUAACCAAUGCAAUGCAUAAGCGUAAAGACUAGUAUAAAAAGGUUUCAGUUUAUUAAUAUGGAGGUUUAAUUAAUAAAAAUAUCAUAAAUUACACUGUUAAGUGUACAUUGAAAUCCAGAUUCUGUUGUUUUCGGUGCUUCAAAUAUCCCUAUUCAUUUGAUCUUGAUUAAUUCUCCUGCUGGUUAUCUACAGAAAUGCGUGAAUGUAUCAGUGUACAUGUUGGACAGGCUGGAGUACAAAUGGGUAAUGCUUGUUGGGAGUUGUAUUGUUUAGAGCAUGGGAUACGACCUGAUGGUCAUAUGCCAAAUGAUAAAACUACAGAAAGAUCAGAUGAUGCUUUCAAUACAUUCUUUAGUGAAAUGAGUUCAGGAAAGCAUGUACCACGUGCUGUAUUUGUCGAUUUGGAACCUAAUGUAGUCGAUGAAGUCAGAACUGGAUCAUAUAAACAAUUAUUUCAUCCAGAACAAUUAAUUACUGGUAAAGAGGAUGCAGCUAAUAAUUAUGCACGUGGUCAUUAUACAGUUGGCAAAGAAAUUAUUGAUUUAGUAUUAGAACGUAUUCGAAAAUCUGCUGAUCAGUGUACAGGUUUACAGGGUUUCUUGAUUUUUCACUCAUUCGGUGGUGGUACAGGAUCUGGUUUCACAUCUCUACUGAUGGAAAGAUUAAGUGUUGAGUAUGGGAAACGAUCUAAACUUGAAUUUGCUGUAUAUCCAGCACCACAAAUAGCUACAGCUGUUGUAGAACCGUACAAUUCUAUUUUGACAACGCACACCACACUUGAACAUUCUGACUGUGCUUUUAUGGUGGAUAAUGAAGCUAUUUAUGAUAUCUGCAGAAAGCACUUAGGCAUUGGUCAUCCUACAUAUACCAACUUGAAUAGACUAAUUGCUCAGAUAGUCAGUUCAAUUACUGCUUCACUUCGUUUCGAUGGGGCUUUAAAUGUUGAUUUAACAGAAUUUCAGACAAAUUUAGUUCCUUAUCCUAGAAUUCACUUCCCAUUAGCAACCUAUGCACCGAUCAUUUCAGCAGAAAAAGCAUAUCAUGAACAGUUGAGUGUUGCAGAGAUUACUAAUUCUUGUUUUGAGCCUGGUAAUCAAAUGGUGAAAUGUGAUCCACGUUGUGGUAAAUAUAUGGCUUGUUGCUUAUUAUAUCGUGGUGAUGUUGUCCCUAAGGAUGUGAAUGCAGCUAUUGCAAAUAUUAAAACUAAGAAAGCUAUACAAUUUGUUGAUUGGUGUCCAACUGGUUUCAAAGUUGGCAUCAAUUAUCAGCCUCCAUUGACUGUACCUGGUGGUGAUUUAGCAAAAGUUCAAAGAGCUGUAUGUAUGCUGAGUAAUACAACUGCAAUUGCAGAAGCAUGGGCUAGAUUAGAUAGAAAAUUCGAUUUAAUGUAUGCCAAGCGUGCAUUUGUUCAUUGGUAUGUUGGUGAAGGUAUGGAAGAAGGUGAGUUCAGUGAAGCACGUGAAGAUACUGCUGCACUAGAAAAAGAUUAUGCUGAAGUUGGAUGUGAUACAGUUGUAGUUGAUGAAGAUGAAGAACAAGAAUUCUAAUGUAUAUUUCAAUGUGAAUUUCUAUUCAAUUUCAAGUAAAACUUGUUCUUGUUAUUAUCGUCAUCAUCAUCAUUAUUAUUUUGCAAUUCUCUUCGCUUAAUUUUGUUUAAAUUAGUAUAUGUUUCGUUCUUUAAAUCUUUAACUUAUUGACUAUCACUUAAUAAACUAUCACUGUCAUUUAGAAUUUUUGUUUGUCACUAAUAAUCAUUGUUGUUAUACAUAGUCAUUUUAACUCCUGACAAGUUAGGCUCAUGAAAUUACCAAUAUAUUAAGGCGAUUUUCAUAGCUAUCACCUGCUUGAUCUACUUUACCAACCGACAAUUUACGAUACUUAAACUAAUCUUCAAUCCACAGACUAUCCAGGGUAUAUUUGGCUAACAUAUAAAUGUACUAACUACAAGGUGAGAAUAAUAAUAAUAAUAAUAAUAAUAAUAAUAAUAAUAAUAAUAAUAAUAAUAAUGAUCUUCAAAGGCUUCA